Molecule: messenger RNA, 1104 nt
Organism: Phytophthora nicotianae INRA-310
Lineage: Eukaryota; Oomycota; Peronosporomycetes; Peronosporales; Peronosporaceae
Exons: 1
Coding region: 1-1104 (367 amino acids)
Source: RefSeq, a predicted model, not a curated record
AUGACGACCACGAUGGCUGGGCAGAGUGUGACGCUAGAGUUCCUGCAGAGUCUGAGCGACACAGGCAAGAAGGAGGCGCUUCAGUCCGCCAUGGCGUGGUGCUCCACCAAGGAGUUGCGCAGUUUUUGUGGCGGUAUGGGCGUGCGCGUGCGCAGUAAGGAGUACGCGGCUUACCAAACCAAGGCGGGCUACACGGAGUUGCUGACCCAGUUGCUGCGAGCCAAGAGCGCUAAUAAACAGCUCGUGGUGGGGCCAGCACCGUCUCCUAUCGUCGUGACGCCAGUAGAGCGAACGCGAAAGACUAAGAACUGCAACCUGCGCCUGCUCAACGUGCUUUUCUCGGACCGAAUGGCGCUGUAUUUGAAAGGAAUGAACGCCGAGCCGACACAGGCGGAGAUGGACGCAGGAGUGGUGGGAGGUAACAAUCCCUUUUGGACCAGGUUCCGAGCAGAGUUCAUUGCCAGCAAAGCCGAGUACAGUCGUCUGGCUUUCCAGGGACCCAGCCUCACGGGCUUCAAUCUUUCCACUCCAGUGCCACAUUCCAGCACCAAGUUGAGUGAAAUGUGGGCCGAGUUAUGGGGAGCGUAUAACAGUGCUCUCAUCCGGUUCUCACACUCCACAGACCCACAUUUGGAGUUCGCAGAUUGCUGCCCCAGUCGGAGCGAUGUGUACUACAUGCGAUUGUGGCUUGGCGUGAAGCCGAAUUUGCUAUCGGAGAUCUGUGCGCCGCUGCCAGGAACUACGACAGUGAACAGCGAAGCUCCUAAUUCGUCAGAGAGUGGAAAUGAAGGAAUCACGAGUUUUGUGGCGAUUCGACCUGCUCCAAUGGAGCGUGUUGAGCAUAUGACUCGAAAGCGUCCGCGCACUACCAUGAAUCGAAUGACGAGGGAGGCUGAGUUAGGAGCGACAUCAUCUGAGACGCAGAAAAAGGAUGCAGUGAGAGCGUUUCUGAUCCAAUCGAUUCGGCAUUCGGCCGAGAUUUUGACGAUAGCGCGUAGAUCGGAUCUUGGAUCCGAGGUUGAGGAGACUGUAAGAUGUGAACUUCAGCAGUGUACGAAACGCUUGAAGAGGAUCCAGCAGGAGGAGAAGGAAGAGGGCGAAUAG